Molecule: messenger RNA, 1307 nt
Organism: Durusdinium trenchii
Lineage: Eukaryota; Dinophyceae; Suessiales; Symbiodiniaceae
Source: the annotation of a GenBank genome assembly
CUUGGGUGUCUUGUUGCAUCCGGACGGUCGCCCAGAGGUAGCCCACGGAGGGAUGGUGUGAGUCAUCUGCCGCCAUGGCACAUCUCUACAAGCAGCUCACACCGCUUCUCGCUUGGACAGUGGGUCCAACUUCCCCCGCGUUCGCGGCCGUGGAACGGCCAGGAACGGGACCCCCGAGCGAACGGGCCUGAAAAACAGCCAGCAAAAAAUGGGUUGUGCAGCUGUACAAGAGUUAUUCAAGACACCACCCGAAGGAAGCACUCUCAUACAUAUGGUUUCAAUCUCAGGAGAUCAACACCUUGUUUGAGACGGCUUCUUUUGCAUUUUUGGAGGAUCCUGCCUCUAAGGCAGGUCCUGUACGUGGACAAGAAGUCGGGCUAUGAUCCCAAGAAAUGGGCGGAGGCCAUCAAGGUCACCCGCACCGUCUACGUGGGAAAUAUGGCUUUCUGCACCAGAGAGGAGCAGGUUUAUGAACUGUUCUCGAAGUGUGGCGACAUCAAGCGAGUGAUUAUGGGUCUCAAUCGAAGAGACAAAUAUCCGUGUGGCUUUUGCUUCGUGGAGUAUUUUACUCAUGAGCAAGCGGAGCAAGCAGUGAACUUACUGAACAAGAUCACCUUGGAUGAUCGUGUCAUCCGUGUUGACCUGGACGCUGGCUUUACUGAGGGCCGUCAGUUCGGCCGGGGGGAGUCCGGGGGGCAAUGGCGCGAUGACUUCCGUGAAGAUGUGGACGAAGGGCGUGGUGGGCAAGGUGGAGGCCUGUUGAAACGCAUCGAAGGAAUGCCCAACCGCCAAGUGUACAGGGGUCAGAAACGGCAGGCACAUGGAAGGUUUGCGACGGAAGAGGCCAAGAAAGCGGCCGCAAAGCCUGGAGGCUUUGCUCAAGUGGGCGAACAGUUCUCGGACCUGCCCAUGGCCUUUGGGCCGCAGCGCUUUGCAGGAGCCGGCAAAGGCAGAGGUGACAGAGGUGGCAAAGGCAAGAGCAAGAAAUGAGCCCCAAAGGCUUGCUGUGGCUUACCAGGCACUUUUGGCACAGACAGGAAUCAGGCGCAGUCUUUUGGUGAAAGGAAAAGCAACUCUGACCGAAAGUGUAGACCUGAAAGGCCGUUGAAAGGCCUGACAAAAAGCAAACUCCAACGUGCAGGGUUUCGCGAAUGCUUUCAUUUGGGUCCAGUAGAUAUCAGUCGUUGGUUCUCGAGACAACGGAUCGCCUUGCAGUGCUCACCAAAAGCGAGCAACGGAGUAUUGUACAAAGUAGAUCGUCCGAGAUUGUCCAGGGCCCGAAAACGGGCCCCGCGUCAGCAUCAGGA